Molecule: messenger RNA, 624 nt
Organism: Fusarium graminearum PH-1
Lineage: Eukaryota; Fungi; Ascomycota; Sordariomycetes; Hypocreales; Nectriaceae
Exons: 2
Coding region: 1-624 (207 amino acids)
Biological process (GO): positive regulation of transcription by RNA polymerase II
Cellular component (GO): nucleus
Molecular function (GO): DNA-binding transcription factor activity, RNA polymerase II-specific; sequence-specific DNA binding; zinc ion binding
Source: RefSeq, a predicted model, not a curated record
AUGUUUGGAACGUGGAAGUACGAUCCUGAGACUGAUGAGGUCCAGAGCGUUCGCAAUGGCUUCGACCCUGUCACGGCCCGCUCUAGUUCCCACCAGGCAUGCGAUAGAUGCCACGAGAAAAAGCUUCGUUGCAGUGGGGACAAGAACGGCUGCGAACGGUGUCGGAGCAACAGUCUUCGUUGCGAGUACACCCGUUCGGGCUCCAAGAAGAAGAGCCAUCGCAAGUCCACAGACGACGAGAGCGUUUCAGGCUCGAGCUCUCGUCGAGGGGGCAGUUCGUCCAAGGGCUCGAGCAAGCACCGCGGGCACACAUCGCGAAUAGCAACUUCUCGAGAAGAAGCAGGCGGCGCGCUGAGUCAGUUCGACUUCUCACAGCUCAGCCCGGAGGAUGGCUUCGACCUGAACCUUUUGUCCGGCGCUGACCAGAACGGAGGCUAUGCCACGGCUGGGCCCUCGGGAGACCAGUACAACAUGCAGGCAUACGGUGCCAACUACCAACAGCAGUGGGAUGCGGCAGCGUACUCCCAGUACGGUGGCGGCCAGGGCUACUCGGGCGAGAGCUGGGGCGGGUAUGAUCAGAGCGCUUACUCGCAGGAUCCGCGGUAUCAUCAUGGCGGGCGCUGA